Messenger RNA from Closterium sp. Naga37s-1, 1014 nucleotides. NCBI's taxonomy places the organism in Eukaryota, Viridiplantae, Streptophyta, Zygnematophyceae, Desmidiales, Closteriaceae. The record is from the annotation of a GenBank genome assembly.
AUGAAUAGUAGCGCCGUUGCUCCGCCGUUCAACAGCGCCGGAUACAGCGGAGGCGUUUCCCCCGCGCCUAGCGGCGGCGGAUCGCCCCCGGCUGGCGGAGACCUUUCCCCUGCGCCCGCCAGCGCGGGCCGCCAUUCCACCUGGAACGGUAUGAGUUUUCCGCCGACCACGAGUGAAUGUGGGGCGCAAAGAACGCCCACCCCCGUGGGCUCACCUGUUCCCCCGUUUGUGCCCACUGUCGCGCCAGCUGCUGCCCCCUGCGCUGCCGCCCCUUUUACGCCAACUGUUGCCUCCGCUGCCGUGUCAUUUGUCGCUGCUAGCGGCUCACCUGCCCCUCUUCCCCCUCCUCCUCCUCCACCUGCUGCUGCUCCUGUUUUUGGCGGUGGUGGUGGUGCUGGUGGUGGUGUUAGUGGUGGUGCUGCUGCUUUACCGGCUUGGUCCUUCCCCGCGCCAGCAUCAUCUCCAGCAGCGACGGCAGAAGCAGCGCCAGCAGCAGCAGCAGAAGAAGGAACGACCACACCGGAAGCGCCAACGGCACCAGAAGCGGCUGCGGCGGCGGCGGCGGCGGCGGCGAAGGAUCCGCCGUGCGCGGCGUGCAAGUCGCUCCGGCGCAAGUGCACGCGCGAGUGCCUGCUGCUGCCGUACUUCCCGCGCAACCAGCCGGAGAAGUUUCACGUGGUGCACAAGGUGUUCGGCGCCAGCAACGUGUCGAAAAUGCUACAGGACAUCCCGGUUGCUCAGAGGGAGGAUGCAGUGGCCAGUCUGGAAUACGAGGCACAGGCGAGGCUGAGAGACCCGGUGUACGGCUGCGUGGGAGUCAUCUGCCUGCUGCAGAAAGAGAUGGUGGCCCUCCAGGAGCAGCUGAGAGACAUCGAGGCUUCUUCCCUCUCGUCUUCUCCCAACGCAACGCACGGCUCGGCCAUUUCUGGGGACGGGGCCAUGUAUGGGGUUGAAUCUUCUGCAGCUGCAGUGCCCAGCUCAGGAGCGGGAAGAGAAGAGGGAGACGAGUGUUGA